AUCCACUUUCUCUUCCUCCCUACUCUCCUCACUCUUACUCUCAAUCAUAUUCAAAAUGCGUGCCUGGUCCACUCCCAUUCUCCGCCCUAUGGCCCCCUUCUUCAUCGGAGGCGCCAUCACCUUCUACAUCAUCAACGGUGCUCAGGAGACUAUGCUCAAGAGUACGUUUUCAUCUCAUUUUGUCGGCGUGUUUAUGUUUAUUCUACAUCUGUUCGGGAACCCGCGGAUGAAGCAAAAGCAGGAUGAACAGCCACGAAAAGGACUUCUUCACCAACAUCGCAGCACUGCGGUCGGUUCAGGAUCCUUUUUUUUUAUUCUUAUAACGUGGUUUUUUGAAUUUAGCUCUUUGAGUGUUAUAAUGCUUUUGGCUAUAUUGGACGAUCGCCUUGAACGACUUUUUUUCAGGAACACGAUCUCUCGAUGCCCUCAAUAUAUGCGGAUUUAUGAUCCAAUAUUAACGCGACUAUCAUUACUCACUGCGAUCUUGCUCGCUUUCCUCUGAACAAUUUUGCGUUACAUCUAUAGGCGAAACGUACAAGAACGAUCCUCGCAACCCCCACUGUAAGUGUGACAGUCUGCUUAGCCAUUCAAGCGCCAAUUACGAUACCAUCUGCGCAUAAAAGAACAACAAGCUAUUGUAGCUUUUUUUUUGCAUUGAAACAUC
Molecule: messenger RNA, 664 nt
Organism: Gamsiella multidivaricata
Lineage: Eukaryota; Fungi; Mortierellomycota; Mortierellomycetes; Mortierellales; Mortierellaceae
Exons: 1
Coding region: 56-502 (148 amino acids)
Biological process (GO): proton motive force-driven ATP synthesis
Molecular function (GO): proton transmembrane transporter activity
Source: RefSeq, a predicted model, not a curated record